GCAACGCCGGCUCUACGGUAACACUCCGUUCACAAUAUACAGCGAAAAAAGUCGUGCGUACGGGCGAACGCCACAAAAUAAUUAAACACUCCCCGAAUAACACAACUAAACUAGUGCAAAACUAACCGUCAGUGAACGCCAAACGCCGAGUUUUUAAUAGAAUUAAACCGAAUCCGAGUAUGGAGCCUUUAAUUCAGCAAGCGGAGAAUUAAAAAGCAAAUCAAAGCUCCGAGGCGUUGGCCAAUGAGAAGAAAAGCGAAAAAAGAAACGAAGAAACGCAGUGGAAAAGAGAGACGCGAAACAAGAAAAAAUGCAUACAGCAGGAGUGGUGGUGAUUUUUUAAUCAAAGCUGGCAGGAAAACAAAAGUUGUGGGGUUACAAAUAGGAAUAAAAAAUAGGAUAAUAAAAAGAUACAAAUUAAAUUUCAAUUCCUGGGUAUAAAGAGCGAACGAAACAACUAACAUUCCAGUUAAGUGAACAUGUUUUUGGCCAGCAUAAAACCAUAAAAUCUGCCGAGCACAUUUUCCGCUCGUGAAAACUCGCACACAAACAUACACACACGCACCAUAUUAAAAUCGCGAGAAAGCCGCGUGAAAAACCAUGUCCAGCUGGGCAGAACGCGUCCAUAGGCGUGCCGCGGAUUUGGGCAACGUGGUGACCUCCUGCGGCCACCCCGCCACCGCCCCUGCCUAUCCGUAUCGCCUGGAAAAGGUCAAAUUCGGGGUGCCACUGGAAGAGGUCUGCAAGCACAACAACAUUCCCGGACCCCUGCUCGUCCUGAUCCUCAAGCUGAACAAGGAGUCACCGAAUCGGCGGGAUGUAUUUCGCGCCCCCGGACACCAGGGCAGCAUGAAGAAGCUCAUCCACUUCCUGCAGGCCGGUCGACUGGUCAACGUGGACAACUACUCGGUCUUCACAAUCGCCAGCGUUCUUAAGAAGUUUCUGCGCAAGAUCCCCAAUGGAAUAUUCGGGCGCAGCGGCGAAAUGGAGCUAUUCGCCAUCAACGAUCUGCAGAACGAAGCCGAGCAAACGGACCGACUGCACAGGCUCUUCGGUUCGCUGCCGAAAUACACACAGCAUCUAUUAGUUUUACUGUUCGGCACAUUCCGGGUUAUCGCGAGCAAUGCGGCCCACGCCUCCACCGGAAUGACCAGCGAGGCGCUGGGCGUGUCCGUGGCCCCCAGUUUCUUUCAAUCCUGCGUCAGCGAUGGCAAAACCGCUCGCAUGGAGGACGUGCUCAAGUUUAAGGUCUCUACAAAGAUCAUGCAGAAUAUAAUCGAUAAGUUUGCCACACACGACAUUUUUGGGCGUGAUAAUUACGAAUACUACGCCCGCGUCACUGGACGCAUUCUCAAGGUGCAGGACGAGUGGAUAUGCAGCUUUCAAUAUCCACCACCGCCACGUGGCAAGUUGGCUCAACAGAAAUACGCAUUGCAACAUUCUUUGGAGGCGGAGAAGACCUGGCUGCAGUGCCAAUGCGAGCGUUGGGGCUUACUGGCCCAGGAGGAGUCCCGCUCGACGCCCGCCCUGCUGACCAGUUCCAGCUCGGCGUUGGAGAACAGUGUGCUGUCGCUGGGCGUUUCGCCGGAGCACUCGUUCAUCGAGAGCUGUGCCCGCCUGUCCGUUUCGCUGGAGGGACCCGGCAUCUUCGCCAUGACCUCGUCCCCGUUGCCGGCGAAGAGAAACGGGAAUGGCAAUGGCAAUGGCAAUGCCACGGACUACGACUACGAUGACUACGCCGACGACGAUGAGGACAACGACGAGCUGGACGGAGUUCAAGACUUUGGUGCCGAGUUGGAGAUCAGCAGCAUAGCCCCGCCGCAGGGGAGUCGGGGCAUAUACCGCCACAAGCAGCGGUCCCAGCAGCCACAUCACUACCAGCAACAGCGGCAGGUGCAGCCACCGCAGCCGGAUUAUGCGGACGACGAUGACGAGGAUGAGGACGAGAUGACCUUUGUGAAGCGGCGCUAUCGACAGAACAAGAAGAAGCCGGUGCCGCCGAGCAGCAGUCAUCACCAGAGGCGGUUGCGUACAGGCACCAAGAGCCUGGACGGUGGAGGAGAGAGGCGUUCUGGUUCGGUAUCGGGAGCAGCAGGAUCAGUAUUAGCUCCCUCAGGACCAACAGCUGGCGAUCCGACGCCGCCUAAGCUCAAGCAGCGAACCUGCAGCCGCUGCAAUCGAGGUAUACGACACAGCAGCUCCUGCAGCUCCAACUCGGCUGGAGCAACGGGCUCCAACUGCGCCGGCGGAGGCAGUGGAGGAUCGGGAGGCGGAAAUGGAGGAGGAGCCGAGGGCGGCAUGACCAUGGAGGAGCUGAGGGCCGUCAACCGAUAUGCGGAGAGCACCAAGAGCCUCUCGUAUCUGCCACAGGUCCAUGAACGCCAAACCGCACGAAUGCGCACUCGCUCCGAAUGGUUCCUGGGUCCCCGGGAUGCGGUGGUCACGUUGCAAUUGCCGGCGGACACGUGCAGCAAUUGCUGCCUGGCCGCUGCCGCAGGAUAUUUGGGCGGCGGCAGCACCAGGGACAUGCGGCAGGCUCAAACGGAAGGCGAACGGAAUCAGGCGGCGUUGCUCUACCACUUUUAUCGCAGGCAGCAGCAGCAGCAACAACAGCAGGAACAGGAGCAACACUUUGACGACAUGAUGGACACCGAGGACAGCUACGGACAGCAGAAGGAGCAACAGCAGCAGCAACAGCAACAGAUACAUUCCAAGGGUCUCUUAAGGCCACCGCCCAUGCAACAUCAGCAGCAACAGCAGCAACGUCGCCUGCUGCUGGACGUCAAUUCGGUUGGCAACAUCCGUUUGAGUAACAGCGCCGAGUCCAUUCAGUAUGCAGCCCGACGACCGGUCGCCAGUCUUGGCCUCAACUCCGGCCUUGGAGGCGUCACCACCACCACCCACAAUCCCACCACCCGGCGGCUGCUCAUCAAUGUGCCCCGCCAGUAUCGAUCCUCGCUGCGGCGGAACAAGGAGAAGCAGAUCGGCGGCAAUAGUCAGAGCAACAGUAGCAAUAGCCUGGGCAGUGAUCAGUUGACCGGGAAUCCUGGAGCAGCUGGAGGAUCGGCCGUCGGUGUUUCCGUGCUGAACAAACCCCUGCUUAUGGUGGGUCUACUACCAGGUGCCGAGCAGCCUCCGUCGGUGCGGAAUUCCAUUGCCGAGUGUGGCAUCUCAACGCCCGAUGCAAUGGAUGUGGGUGUGGAGUGCAGCACCACGCUGAGCUUCAAGCCGCCGCGGCUGUAACAAGGACCACAACCACUUGAAUAGAAAGCUGAGGAUGCACAGGACUUCUCGGAAAAUAACUAUCUUAAGAUCUAACCAUUUUUAACAGAAAACCAUUUUUAAAUACGUACACUUUCAACACAAACAAACACACAGAAAAACGUGGGUAUCAAAACGAUCUCUGGAGAAUUAAGGUAAUUAUCAGUUAAAAUAAGAAUAAAACUGGUUGGAGCUGCAGUAACUUUGCAGAAUAUUUAAGACGAUUAGAUAUUAAUGCAGCGCUGCACCGAUUACAACCAGCUUUAUCUUACAAUAACCACUAUUAUUGUUAGAUCUCUAGAGAUUGCCGUGACAACCCAAAAAACAUCAUAUAUUAGGUUAUGGUAAAUAUAUGUAUUUAAUGUGUAUAGCAAGAAAAGGCUGAUUUUCUUUAGUUAAACAAACAAAACAUGAAAAAACUUGAAAAACGAACGAAUGAAAGGAAAAAAUUUACAACUGAAACUAACUACAUGUAUAACGCAACAAAUUGCCAAAUUUUAGUCAGCAUUCUUUUCAUUGUGUGAAUUAAGUUGAUUUUAAUUUUUGUUUUAGCCAAGAAUCUCUCAAACUUGAACAUUGUCAAGAUAAAAAUAAACGAAAUUUUCACCUGAUCGCAAACCGAAACAACGAUACAAAAAGCAAGAAUUUCUUAGCUCUGUAACAUCUGAACAAUCCAACAAAUCGAUUUCAAGGCCGACUCUCUGUCUUUAUAAGAACCAUUAUUAAUGUUACUUCUAAGCUAUCCAAAUUUAAACUAUUGAAAGGAGUCCCUUAAAUGCAAUCAUAGACGCAAACUAACAAUUACAGAUUUACAUUCAUUUUUGAUACAGACAAGUACAAAAGCAAAACUUAACAGAAACCAAUCGAAAAUAUCUAAUAUAAAUUCUACAUUAUUCUUACAAAGAUUAAAAAGAAAUCGUAGCAUUUAAUAUAUAGUUAAGCGUUUUCAAAUUAUACUUGUAUUUGCGAAAGGAAAUCAAUUUCUAAUGCGGAUGUUAAUUCAACGAUGUUAUUGUUAAUAGUGCUAUGUGUACAUAUAUUCGUGUAUGCCUAUGUGUCCAAAAUAUAUCUUAUAUGUAUAUUUACUACACGAUAUGCAAAAGCAGCCCUUCCCGCGGGGAAUCAGAACUAACAAAAGAACGCGAAAACAAACGAGGUAAUUCCAAUUUAUUUAGCAAAUCCUGUACGACUAGUUUUAGAUAGUUCCAAUCCAAGCAUAAGGUCUGCGGGAGGUCCCAUUGGACCAACAGCAGAUCUUUUUCCACUGCCCCGUCACUAACAAAAGUUCUGGUUCCCCAUCACCCCAGACUUGGAGAUUUUUCAGUCUAAAUUGAAAAAUUCUUUGCGAAGUUAGAGAAAGAAACAAUUUCCUCGCUGUGUUUUGCCACAUUUGGUGUGUUUGUUAAAUUGAAUUUACAUAUUUAAUCUAAAUGUUAGCUAAGGAAAUAAAAGAAGUGUAAAACAAUACCACUUAUUUGGCCAUUUCAUACGUAGUAUGAAGCGCAUCCAUUAAAUAUAAAAUGUUAGUACAUAAAUCUCUGAAUGUUGCCCAGAACGUAGGAAUGAAAAAUCCAAGAAACACCAAUUUGUUGAUAUAAAAACAAAAUACUUUAUUGUAUCGACAUCAUUUUUAUUGCUGUAUAUGGUAGGCUAUAAGCUAUAAAAUAUAUAAUUGUAUAAAUCUUACAGAGUACGAGUUCGAGUGAAGUACAUUCAUUAGCCACUAAAUACUAUUAUAUAAAUAUAAAUCGUAUUGUAAAUGAUGACGGAAAGGUAAUAUAUGUACGCUAUUUUUAGUGA
Drosophila rhopaloa is the source of this 5061-nucleotide messenger RNA. RefSeq names its product rho GTPase-activating protein 20 (gene RhoGAP71E). Gene Ontology annotation, biological process: signal transduction. Lineage: Eukaryota; Metazoa; Arthropoda; Insecta; Diptera; Drosophilidae. Bases 601 to 3243 code for a protein of 880 amino acids. The transcript has 7 exons. The record is from RefSeq and is a predicted model, not a curated record. Gene Ontology annotation, molecular function: GTPase activator activity.